CCUGAUAUGGCGGACAUUAAUGAAAUGUGGCAACUUUAAGGUCAAAGCUAGAAUAACCAAAGCAAAACGACUGCGCACAAACUGGACCUUUGACAUGUUUUCCAAUUGGAUAGAGCGUAUUGUUGCUGAUCCUUUUUCAAAACUGGAAGGAUAUAUAGUUAACGGCAAUCUGUGGGAUAAGACGGACAAGAACUGGCUGAAAUGUUUCCACGCCACUAGGGCAACCAAGGCCGGUCUGAAGAGCCUCGUAGAAGAAGUUUCGUUUGGCGUUCAGCAAAUGAUUUAUUCUUCAAUAAUCCAUGCCCGGAACCUUGCACCUGGAUCAUUAUGCAACCUUUGUCUGACGGAGAACCUUCUAUUAUGUCCUACAAAAGGACUGUGCUCACAUCGUCGAAAUUGCAAAUAUCAUGACUCAUCACAGAAGAAAUUCCGACCUUGCCCCUCGCAGAUAUGCAAUGCCUUUUGGAAAAAAAUAGGGAGUUUUCACAGAUACAGUAAACCAUCUUGGAAAAAUACCAAAGCCGAUCAGUGGUGUACAAACCAUUGGCAAGUUGCCAAGUGUUUUAUGCCAUUGGAGGGCUACCAAGAUGUAUCCUCGUUCGACGAUACAGACUUCAAUGGAAUCAUAAACUUUAUGAUCAACUGUACAGAGAGCCAACGUUGUCUGUCGUUUAAUGUUGCCAGCAAACCUAACGUUCUAUAUGAGUCUCGGAAGAUUGGCCGUAAUCUCCGCCAUUCACCAGAUCUGAAGGUAACAGAUACAGACUUAGCUUCCUACUUUUCAACACUGAACUCGCUUCUGACAGACUCGAAAUAUCUUGCUAGUGACAGCAGUGCCCAGGAAGCUGUUAUCAAACUUAAUCAGCUUGAAAAAGACGCCAAUCGGACGGAUGCCGAAUAUGUCCAUGAAUAUCUUCAGGAAGUAAAAGCGACGAAGAAAGUGGUAACACUUGAAAUAUUGCAGUUUGUGAAAGCUACAGUUAAAUUCCAAAGCAGUCAUUGAAAUGAGCAAAUGUUGAUUACAUCGAGACCCUUGAUAUUGUCUCAAAACCUAAAGACACGUAAAAAGUCAACUACCUAGAGAUACAGGAAAGAUACAGGAAACGGCUGAUAUGCUAUGAAGCAGGAAUUCGUUUAUAAAGUGUUAAAUUAUCUUUAUAUUGUUAUCAUUAUUUUUUCCACAUUACACAACAGAAUUAAUAAUAUAACCAAUACAUGUAAACCAUAGAUAUGGUGGUUAUCAUGCGUUGUUCAUAUAAUAAGUGGAAGUGGUGCUCAUACAGAAAAACAGCUUAAAUGUAAUUCUUCUUUUAAUACAUUCCAUUUUCGCUCGUUGACUGUUAAUUUGUCAUUCAUAAAUGCAAUUUUAUGUUCGAGUUUAUAUGGUAAACCUACGUAGCUUUUAAAAUUUGUAAAGGUUAGAGUAAUAUCUCUAAGCUUCAUCAAAUAUUUUAACAACACAAUCAAGCAAUUGAGAUGACUACAAUUAUAAAAUUAGAUUAUUGAACAUAUCCGAAACUUAUUGUAUCAAUAUUAAGAGAAAUGGAUAUAUCUUUUGACAAAUAAGGUUAUUUAGAUUUUUUUCUACGAACUUCCAUCGUCUCUAUAUAUUUAUAACAGAAUGUGUUCGCUUGCAUCGAUGCAGGUAUCUGUUUGUUGGUAUAAGUCCAUAAUUGUAUUUGUACUGGAAGGUUCUUAUUGUAUUAUCAAUGGUACAAAAGAGAAUGUUGAUAUUUUAUUCCAUAUAUGUGUCUGGAAACUUGUUAGAAAUUGAUUCCAUUUAUCUUCUUUUCCUUGGUUUGCUUUAGGUGUUUUAUUAAUUGAGAUUUGUAUUCUUUUUUUCUUUCUUUUACAAAAUUUUGAACAAGUGAAACUAUGUCAUAUUUAACAGCUGAUUCCGCUUUCAAUUUCUGUUAUCUUACUUUAUAUACUUGCCGUAAGCUGAUACUAUUUGAGAAAAUCAGAAUUGCUGAUGGCUAAGAGAUGAUUUAUCUCGUCAAAUGUAUAAACCUCUUUUGAUCUGUAUGCCCAUUUUUUUCAUAUAUUUGAUACCUUUUUAAUACCAUUGAUCAUAGUAUAUAAUUCUUUCAUGUCAGAGUUGUUCCUUAAAAUUAUUUUACUUGAACUAUUAUUGCUUAUUUCAGACCAUGAUCAGAGCAAUUUUAACUAAACGUAUUGAAUUAGGAGACAUUUAAAAUGUUCAGAACCCAGAUAUUCUCAGAAACUUUGGAUUUUUUUGUAAAACAAUUAGUUAAUCACUUUAAAUGAACUUGCCAACGAAAAUAUUUACAAGUACGUUUUUUCUGUUGUUAUUAUUGUUUGUACAGCUGUCAUCUUUGAGCAAGUAUGUUGCAUAUGUCACCCCCCCCCCUCCCCUACGCUUGGAUAUCAAAUAUGUUGUUUAUCUUAUACCCUAAGCAAGUCGCCAUUAACCCACCACCGUAAAUUGAUUGUUCCAUGUAUAACUCUGUAUCAUAUUUCCACGUGUAUUUGCUUAACUGUAACAUGUGGUGAAAUAAAAUGGUU
Messenger RNA from Mya arenaria, 2526 nucleotides. RefSeq lists its product as uncharacterized. The coding region runs from base 20 to 1003 and encodes 327 amino acids. NCBI's taxonomy places the organism in Eukaryota, Metazoa, Mollusca, Bivalvia, Myida, Myidae. The record is from RefSeq and is a predicted model, not a curated record. The transcript is spliced from 5 exons.